Molecule: messenger RNA, 8700 nt
Organism: Asterias rubens (European starfish)
Lineage: Eukaryota; Metazoa; Echinodermata; Asteroidea; Forcipulatida; Asteriidae
Product: CAD protein-like
Exons: 39
Coding region: 563-7282 (2239 amino acids)
Biological process (GO): 'de novo' pyrimidine nucleobase biosynthetic process; L-glutamine metabolic process; L-citrulline biosynthetic process
Cellular component (GO): cytoplasm; cytosol
Molecular function (GO): ATP binding; aspartate carbamoyltransferase activity; amino acid binding
Source: RefSeq, a predicted model, not a curated record
CGGCAUGUCAAAAGCAGCGUACACCAGCGAGAUAGUCAAAUGGUAUAUGGCGGCACACCAUGCCAAGUUGUUCAUCAACAACCCUGCCAGAUUCAACGAAUCGUAGCUGUAGAAAAAUUUCACAGUUCUCUCUCUAACUUUGUCAUCUUGUUACUUCACAGUUCGAGUACACUCGGUGAAACUUUGGUGGCGUGAUACUACGUAGUUGUCGAGAUAAAUCCGUCGAAUCUGCCGAUAGUCAGACUCUUCGCGAAUCCACGAUCCACGUGCGUGUACAACGUGUGAAGCAAGGUCGGUCGUUGAACUCUGGCAUUGCUGGAACAUCAAAGUUCAAGUCUUCUUGGCGCGCUUGUUUGCUCUGAUCCCGCGGGAAACUCAAUCUCCCGGCUAGACUAGAAUUAGAAAACUAACAUAAACAAACGGUGCUAGUAUUGUAUCAGUAAUUAGCUGUCUUAUCUUUUCAGUUCAGAACUUUGGACGUUGACACGAUCCAUUGCUGAACAGUUUACCAAGCAGCAAUUACGUUUCAGUUUGUCCGAUAGCAUUAGCAGUACGUAGCGCUAUGGCCGCCACACUGUACUUGGAGGAUGGCUCAAGCUUUCGUGGGAAACAUUUCGGGGCAAAGGUCAGCGUCCCUGGUGAAGUUGUUUUCCAGACUGGCAUGGUUGGAUACCCAGAGUCACUAACUGAUCCCUCCUACCGGUCACAAAUACUCGUCUUGACCUACCCACUCAUCGGUAACUAUGGCGUCCCACCAGACGAUCGGGACCAGAAUGGUCUACCUAAGUGGUUCGAGUCAGAAAAGGUUCACGUCUCGGCCCUCAUUGUCGGAGAACUGUCGGAGAAGUACAGUCAUUGGGCGGCCACCAGGUCACUCAGUGAUUGGCUGAAAGAAAGUCAAGUUCCGGGAAUAUCAGGAAUCGACACACGAGCCCUGACAAAGAAGAUCAGAGAGAGUGGAACAAUGAAAGGAAAGAUUAUUUUGGAGGGAACUGAUCCCGAAUCAAUAGAGUUUGAGGAUCCCAAUCUGCGUAACUUGGUGGCCGAGGUGUCCUUGAAGCAACCAAGAGUGUUAAAUCCAAAGGGGUCGGUGAAAAUAGUUGCCCUGGACACCGGGAUCAAGUUCAACCAAUUGAGACUCUUGGCCUCGUUGGGCGCUCGCAUCGAGAUUGUCCCGUGGGAUCAUCCCUUGAACAGCGAAGAUUAUGACGGCCUGUUCCUAAGCAACGGACCUGGAAACCCUGAGAUGUGUGCAGAGUCCAUACAGCAUAUCCGUCGCAUUCUCAGCGAGCCCAACCCUAAACCUGUCUUUGGUAUCUGUCUCGGACAUCAGCUCAUCUCCCUGGCUUUGGGCACUGGCUCCUUCAAGAUGAAAUACGGGAACCGUGGCCACAACCAACCUUGUGUCCACAGCGGAACCGGGCGCUGUUACAUCACCACGCAAAACCACGGCUUCGCCAUCGAUCCCACCAAACUGCCCUCCGAUUGGUCCAUUUUGUUUACCAAUGCCAAUGACCUGACCAAUGAGGGGAUCGUUCACAACACCAAGCCGCUUUUUGCCGUGCAGUUUCAUCCAGAGAACAUGGCUGGCCCAAGGGACUUGGAAUUCCUCUUCGACGUCUUCAUUGACACGGUGCGAGAUCGCAAGAUGGGACUUGAUUCUAACAAGAUGUCUGUACGAGAGAGGAUCCGUUCACUCAUGAUGUUCAAGCCACUACCCGGAACCCCAACGGAAGACAACCCUCCUAAGAAGGUGUUGAUCCUGGGCUCCGGAGGACUGUCUAUCGGUCAAGCCGGGGAGUUUGACUACUCUGGCUCACAGGCGAUCAAAGCAUUGAAAGAAGAAGGCGUACAGUCGGUUCUGAUCAAUCCCAACAUCGCAACGGUGCAAACAUCCAAGGGAAUGGCGGACCGCGUUUACUUCCUGCCCAUCACACCGGACUAUGUCGCACAGGUCAUAGAGAGUGAGCGUCCAGACGGCAUCUUACUAAACUUCGGUGGUCAGACUGGAUUGAACUGUGGCGUUCAGCUGGAUGCAGCAGGGACCUUGAGCAAGUACAACGUGAAGGUGCUCGGUACGCCGGUCAAGUCCAUCAUCGAUACGGAGGACAGGAAGAUCUUUGCCGAGAAGAUGGAGUCGAUUGGGGAGAAAGUGGCACCGAGUCAGGCGGCAUAUUCUGUUGAUGAGGCAGUUGAGGCUGCUGAGAAGAUUGGCUACCCAGUCAUGGUCCGAGCUGCCUUUGCUCUGGGAGGUCUGGGGUCUGGAUUCGCCAACUCUAAAGCCGAGUUGGUCCCCUUAGUGACGGCAGCCUUUGCCCAUACCAGUCAGGUUCUCGUUGAUAAGUCACUACGAGGCUGGAAGGAGGUCGAGUACGAGGUCGUGAGGGAUGCCUUCGACAACUGCAUCACGGUAUGUAACAUGGAGAAUGUGGACCCACUCGGCAUACACACCGGUGAAUCGAUCGUCGUUGCCCCAAGUCAGACGCUGACUAACAUUGAGUACAACUUACUGCGCACAGCAGCCAUCAAAGUCAUUCGUCAUCUUGGUGUGGUCGGAGAGUGUAACAUACAGUAUGCUUUGAAUCCACUCUCACAAGAGUACUUCAUCAUUGAGGUCAACGCUCGCCUCUCCCGUAGCUCAGCAUUGGCCAGUAAAGCAACCGGUUACCCACUCGCCUACAUUGCAGCUAAGCUGUCGCUAGGUAUCCCGCUACCACAGCUGACCAACUCCGUGACCGGUUCCACUACAGCCUGCUUUGAGCCCAGUCUGGAUUAUCUGGUGGUCAAGAUCCCCCGCUGGGAUCUGAAGAAAUUCACUAAAGUCAGCAAGACGAUUGGGAGUUCCAUGAAGAGUGUCGGUGAAGUGAUGGCUGUCGGCCGUUGCUUCGAGGAGGCGUUCCAGAAGGCACUGCGUAUGGUCAACGAGCAUGUGAAUGGCUUUGAGUGUGACGUGCAGAAAGUCUCAGAUGAGAUUUUACAAACGCCAACAGAUGAGCGUAUCUUUGUCGUGGCCGCAGCUCUGAAGGCCGGCUAUUCCAUCGAUCGUCUCUAUUCCCUCACUAAGAUCGACCCAUGGUUCUUGCAUAAGUUCCGUCGGAUCGUCGACUGCACUGAGCGUCUUGAGGCUGUUCGGGGAGUGGCGCUCACCGCCGGUAUCCUGCUGGAGGCCAAGCAGCUGGGCUUCUCCGAUAAGCAGAUCGGCAAAGUCGUGGAGAUGACUGAGCUAGCCGUACGUACGACCCGUCACACCCUCGACAUCCGACCCCACAUCAAGCAGAUCGACACGGUAGCCGCCGAGUGGCCAGCUACAACCAAUUACCUGUACUUGACAUACAACGGAGAGUCCCACGAUCUAGACUUCCCCGGUGGUUAUGUCAUGGUGAUUGGAUCGGGAGUGUAUCGUAUCGGAAGCAGUGUGGAAUUUGAUUGGUGCGCUGUGGGGUGCAUUACUGCCCUUAGAGAGCUUGGCUUCAAGACGAUCAUGGUGAACUACAACCCAGAGACCGUCAGCACGGACUACGACAUGUGCGACCGUCUGUACUUUGACGAGAUCUCCUUUGAGGUCGUCAUGGAUAUCUACGAUAUAGAGAAUCCCAGGGGUGUGAUACUGUCUAUGGGUGGUCAACUGCCCAACAACAUCGCUAUGCAGCUACAUCGACAACAGUGUCGAAUUCUAGGAACCUCACCAGAGAGCAUUGAUUCUGCGGAGAACCGCUUCAAGUUCUCUCGUCUGCUUGACACCAUCGGACUGAACCAACCCCUGUGGAAGGAACUCACUAACAUUGAGGCUGCUAAGGAAUUCUGCGAUCGUGUAGGCUACCCAUGUCUGAUUCGUCCAUCCUAUGUACUGAGUGGAGCUGCAAUGAACGUAGCACACACCCAUCACGACCUAGAGGCUUAUCUCUGUACAGCUACAGCCGUCAGCAGAGAUCAUCCUGUAGUCAUUUCAAAGUUCAUCCUAGAGGCAAAGGAGAUCGAUGUUGACGCUGUCGCCAAAGAUGGUCAGAUUGUGGCCAUAGCCAUCUCGGAACACAUCGAGAAUGCAGGAGUCCACUCCGGGGAUGCUACCCUCGUCACCCCACCUCAGGAUCUGAAUCAAGAGACAAUGGAUAAGAUCUUCAGCAUCACGACGGCGAUCGGACAGAACCUGGAGGUCAAUGGCCCCUACAACCUGCAACUCAUCGCAAAGGACAAUCAGUUGAAGGUGAUAGAAUGCAACCUGCGCGUGUCUCGCUCCUUCCCCUUUGUCUCCAAGACUUUGGAUCAUGACUUUGUGGCGUUGGCAACGAGGGUCAUGAUGGGGGAGCCCGUGGAGUUUGUUGGCGCCUUCAUUGCAGGAGUAGGAAAAGUCGGUGUCAAGGUACCUCAGUUUUCGUUCUCUCGCCUGGCCGGUGCCGACAUGCUUCUUGGUGUUGAGAUGGCGAGUACCGGGGAAGUAGCCUGCUUUGGCGAGGACAGAUACGAGGCGUACCUGAAGGCCAUGCUGAGUACGGGAUUCAAGAUACCACGCAAGAAUAUCCUCUUGUCCAUCGGUAGCUACAAGGGCAAAGUGGAGCUCUUACCGGCAGUACGUAUGUUGGAACACAUGGACUAUAAGCUGUAUGCGAGUAUAGGAACGGCAGACUUCUACAGUGAACAUGAUAUCAAGAUAAAGGCUGUUGAUUGGCCGUUCGAGGAUACCGGUGAGAAACGCAACCAAGACCAAGAGCAAAGCAUUGUAGACUACCUCGCCGAGAAACAUUUCGACAUGGUGAUCAAUCUGCCGAUGCGCAAUGGUGGUACACGACGAGCGUCGUCGUUUGUAACCCGUGGGUACCAGACACGUCGUCUAGCUAUCGACAAGCAGAUCCCGUUGAUCACCGACGUCAAGAAGGCAAAACUCUUUGUGGAGGCCCUACGACGCAUUGGUGGCGCCCCACGCCUCAAGACCAACGUUGACUGCAUGACGUCCAAUCGUAUCGUUCGCCUACCUGGCUUGAUCGAUGUCCACGUCCACUUAAGAGAACCGGGAGCAACGCACAAAGAAGACUUUGCGUCUGGGACCGCGGCUGCUUUGGCCGGUGGCGUUACCAUGGUUGGAGUCAUGCCGAACACCAGCCCAGCGGUUACAGAUGAACCAUCGUUCCUCCUUUCCCAGAAGCUGGCCAGACUUGGAGCACGCUGUGAUUACGGCUUGUAUCUUGGAGCGGCGGCCGAGAACUCUAAGGAAGUGGCAAAUAUUGGCCCGAUGGCAAUGGGACUGAAGAUGUACCUCAAUGAUACAUUUACGACCCUCAGAUUGGACGACGUAUCCCUGUGGGCAACGCAUGUUGAGAACUGGCCUCACCACCUGCCCUUAGUGGCUCACGCUGAGGGACGCACCACUGCAGCCAUCUUGUUCUGGGCAAAGACCUUCAAUCGACCCAUUCAUAUCGCUCACGUCGCACGCAAGGAAGAGAUUGAAACAAUCCGAUUGGCCAAGAAUGCUGGCAUGCAGGUCACCUGCGAGGUUGCUCCUCAUCACCUCUUCCUGACCCAGGAUGACCUGGAUGUCAUAGGUCACGGUAAAGGUCAAGUCAAACCGAUGUUGUGCUCUGUGGAGGAUCAAAAUGCAUUGUGGGAGAACAUGGACAUCAUCGACUGCUUUGCCACAGAUCAUGCCCCACACACUGUGGAAGAGAAGGAGAGUCCGAAUCCACCUCCGGGCUUCCCCGGUCUGGAAACCAUGCUACCGCUACUGCUGACUGCAGUCAAUGAUGGCAGACUGACUAUGGAGGACCUGAUUGCCCGACUGUACACCAAUCCACGGGCGAUCUUCGGUCUUCCAGAACAGCGUGAUACGUACAUUGAGGUGGAUAUGGAUCACGUGUGGACCAUUCCAAAAGCCAUGAGCUUCACCAAGAGUAAAUGGACUCCCUUUGCAGGUCGCAAGGUCAAAGGUCAACUCAGGAGGGUCAUGCUCAGAGGGGAGGUGGCCUACAUAGAUGGACAGGUCCUGGUUGCACCCGGUUUCGGUCGUGACAUUCGCUCAACCCCGGAGGGCAUCUUAAUCCCGUCUGCCAUGAAGAAGCAUGUCCCCAACCUCGUACCCACUGCGGCUAACAUACCCCUGGCUGUCCAGGUGACUCCCUCAUCGGCUCCAAACUCUGCCCCGGCGUCUCCUCAUAAGGCAGGGGUUGAGAGGUUUAAUCUGCCGCCCAGGGUGCACAGAGUGUCUGAACAUGGAGAUAUCGGGAUCCUGUCGCCCAAUGUGAUCCCAGUGACGGGACCCUACAAGGCGCUGACCUUCACCCCUCCUCCCCAGCAACACCCCAGUCAGCUUACCCCUCAGCCCAGUCAAGCUGUUCCCAUGGAGAUUCAAUCAACAGCCGGUGUGAAUCUACUCUACAAUAAACACAUCCUCAGUGCAACGCAGUUCACUAGAGAACACCUCCAUUAUCUGUUCAAUGUUGCACACAGCAUGCGUGUUGCCGUUCAGAAAGAACGAACUCUGGACCACAUUCUCAAGGGUAAAGUGAUGGCAAGUAUGUUCUAUGAAGUAAGCACAAGGACCGCGUCUUCAUUUGCUGCCGCCAUGCAACGUCUUGGAGGGACCGUCAUCUCAUUCAAUGAGAGCACCUCAUCUUCCAAGAAGGGAGAAACACUCGCAGACACUGUCCAGAUUAUCGGUGGAUACUGUGACGUGAUAGUUCUGCGUCAUCCUGACCAGGAGGCGUCUAACAUUGCAGCCAAGGUGUGCCGUCGGCCCAUCCUGAACGCUGGUAAUGGGGUAGGGGAACAUCCGACCCAAGCCUUGCUGGAUGUCUUCACCAUCAGGGAGGAGAUCGGAACAGUCAAUGAUCUUACGAUCACGAUGGUAGGGGACCUGAAGCAUGGACGAACCGUUCACUCUCUGGCUCGUCUGUUGACGCUAUAUCGCGUCAACUUGCGCUAUGUGUCCACGCAAAACCUUCAGAUGCCUAAAGCAGUCAAAGACUUUGUUAGUGAGAGAGGCAUACCACAGGCGGAGUUCAGGAAUAUUGAGGAGGCAUUACCUGAUACUGAUGUGCUUUACAUGACACGUAUCCAACAAGAACGCUUCGCAAGCAAAGAGGAAUAUGAAACGCAAUGCGGUAAUUUCAUUUUGACGCCACGAAUCAUGACAAAAGCCAAGGAGAAGAUGGUUGUGCUGCAUCCUAUGCCUCGGAACAACGAGAUCAGCUCUGAUGUUGACAGCGACCCUAGAGCGGCCUACUUCCGCCAGGCGGAGUGUGGUAUGUACAUCCGUAUGGCUCUCCUGGCAACAGUCCUCGGCAAGUGUUAGGCGAAGUUGGAGAAGAAAGUGGGACCCGACGAGAGAUCUUCGUUUAUCACUUGCCCCCUAGAGGUAGAAAUAAUUUCCGUUUCAUAUGUUUUUUUCGGAAGAAGGGGAAAUCUGUUUUUGGUUUUGUUUCUUAGGAUCUUUUGUAUGUUACCCUUUGACUUUUAAAGACUAGGGCCGAAUUUGUUUGAGCUGCUCACACACAAAGAAGCUAAGCACAACAGAAUUACGGUCACAAGAAUCGGGUAACCAGCCGAAAUACCAUGCAACUUGUGCCAUCAGUGGAUGGUAUCCCAACUGUGGAUGGUAUCCUCAUGUUUGCGUUUUAUUUUGCUUUAAGCAGCUUUAUGACAUUGGGCACUGGGCCUAGUUCAUAAAGCUGUUUGACCACACAAUCCUGCUAAGCAGAAACAGGUCACCAGUGAAAACUUAAUGUAAUGUGUAUUCUUUUUGAUUGGUUCCCUGCUAAUUUCUGCUUACCAGAUACAAUGUGCUUAGUAUAAAAUGUUCUGCCUACUGGCUAUAUGAAAUUGGGACCGAAGAAGGGAAGAAACUCAGAGGUAUAUGGGAGACAUGGAAUCUCUAGGAUGUAGUUGGCUUACCACGGCCAAAUGUCAUAGAGCUGCUUAUGCACUAAAAGUAGCUAAGCACAAACUAAAAUAUGCUUACCAGUGCUAGAUAUAAUUCUCUGCUUAAGAAGAUCUAUGAAAUUGGGCCCAGAUAAAUCACAAGUGUAGACGUCAUUCUGCAAGUGCGAACAUCUUCAAGAACAUUGGAUUUACCUGGUACUAGUCUGCUACCACCUAGUGUCCCCAAAAGUCGAAUCCUCCUAACUAGGGAUUAAUCUUAGGACUUAGGACGGGUUCAGAUCCGUAUCUAAAUACGUGGGACGAAUUGAACCCAUCCUUAGUUAGGACGAGUUACUCGUCCUAACUCGAGUUAGGAUUAAUCCUAGCGUUUCGUGAAAUCGGCUGCAGGUUCCCAUUUGGAGUGAUGUUAAAAGUACAUGGUUUGCCCAUGGAAAAAUCAGAAAAAAUUUGAUGAAAUAUCCUGAAAUUUCUAAUAACCCUACACCAUAUGAACAACUAGGCCAGCCCUUAUACUCAAUCAACUGGUCCUACUUGUUUCCAAGGAUCAGAUAUCAUGCCGGAACGUUGGGUGUGUAAUAAAUAACUUGAUAUGUAAAGUUUGGAUUUGAAAACAAAUUUCAGUUUGGGUUGUUGUGGAUGGAUGUAUUCAUGUUUACCUGUAUGGAUUUGAGUGCCUUCUGUAAUGUUGUAUUUGUUGUAUUGUAUGUCAUAACAAGCUAUAAGCAUUUAAUGAAUUGUCUACUCUUUUGGGGACGGGGCCUGUUUAUUUUGUGUAAUGAAAUACCACAAGUGGAGAAACAGUAAAGCGCAACCCCCCCCCCCCCCCCAAAA